This is a messenger RNA of Ruditapes philippinarum (Manila clam), 1617 nucleotides long. RefSeq names its product mucin-2-like. The record is from RefSeq and is a predicted model, not a curated record. The coding region runs from base 1 to 1617 and encodes 538 amino acids. The transcript has a single exon. NCBI's taxonomy places the organism in Eukaryota, Metazoa, Mollusca, Bivalvia, Venerida, Veneridae.
AUGACAACCGCUACUACGACAGUAAAUGUAACAGAGAGUGAGCGACCAAUGACAACCGCUACUACAACAGUAAAUGUAACAGAGAGUGAGCGACCAAUGACAACCGCUACUACAACAGUAAAUGUAACAGAGAGUGAGCGACCAAUGACAACCGCUACUACAACAAUAAAUGUAACAGAGAGUGAGCGACCAAUGACAACCGCUACUACAACAGUAAAUGUAACAGAGAGUGAGCGACCAAUGACAACCGCUACUACAGCAGUAAAUGAAACAGAGAGUGAGCGACCAAUGACCACCACUACUACGAGUACUACCUCUAUUACAACAGAAAAUGUAACAGAGAGCGAUUUAGCUAAUACAACCUCUUCUACAACAAUAAAUGAAACUGAGCGCGAGCUACCAAAGAUUGAAACCGCUACUACGACAAAGGAUGUAAAAGACAGCGAGAUACCAAUGACAACCGCUACUACGAAACAUAAUGAAGCAGAGAGCGAGCGACCAAUGACAACCGCUACUACGACAGUAAAUGUAAAAGAGAGUGAGCAUCCAAAGACAACCGCUACUACAACAAUAAAUGUCACAGAGAGUAAGCGACCAAUGACCACCGCUACUACAACAGUAAAUGUAACAGAGAGCGAGCGACCAAUGACAACCGCUACUACGACAGUAAAUGUAUCAGAGAGUGAGCGACCAAUGACCACCGCUACUACAACAGUAAAUGUAACAGAGAGCGAGCGACCAAUGACAACCGCUACUACGACAGUAAAUGUAACAGAGAGUGAGCGACCAAUGACCACCGCUACUACAACAAUAAAUGUAACAGAGAGCGAGCGACCAAUGACAACCGCUACUACAACAAUAAAUGUAACAGAGAGUGAGCGACCAAUGACAACCGCUACUACAACAGUAAAUGUAACCGAGAGUGAGCGACCAAUGACAACCACUACUACGAGUACUACCUCUAGUACAACAGAAAAUGUAACAGAGAGCGAUUUAGCUAAUACAACCUCUUCUACAACAAUAAAUAAAACUAAGCGCGAGCUACCAAAGAUUGAAACCGCUACUACGACAAAGGAUGUAAAAGACAGCGAGGUACCAAUGACAACCACUACUACGAAACAUAGUGAAGCAGAGAGCGAGCGACCAAUGACAACCGCUACCACGACAGUAAAUGUAAAAGAGAGUGAGCGACCAAUGACAACCGCUACUACAACAGUAAAUGUAACAGAGAGUGAGCGACCGAUGACAACCGCUGCUACAACAAUAAAUGUAACAGAGAGUGAGCGACCAAUGACAACCGCUACUAGAAUAGUAAAUAUAACAGCGAGUGAGCGACCAAUGACAACCGCUACUACGACAGUAAAUGUAACAGAGAGUGAGCGAACAAUGACAACCGCUACUACAACAAUAAAUGUAACAGAGAGUGAGCGACCAAUGGCAACCGGUACUACAACAGUAAAUGUAACAGAGAGUGAGCGACCAAUGACCACCGCUACUACAACAUUAAAUGCUACAGAGAAUCAGCGACCAAUGACAACCGCUACUACAGCAGUAAAUGUAACAGAGAGCGAGCGACCAAUGACAACCUCUUACAACAGUAAAUGUAACAGAGAGUGA